Metarhizium album ARSEF 1941 is the source of this 2544-nucleotide messenger RNA. Its product is annotated as Tetratricopeptide-like helical. The transcript has 4 exons. The record is from RefSeq and is a predicted model, not a curated record. Gene Ontology annotation, cellular component: endoplasmic reticulum membrane. NCBI's taxonomy places the organism in Eukaryota, Fungi, Ascomycota, Sordariomycetes, Hypocreales, Clavicipitaceae. Gene Ontology annotation, biological process: ERAD pathway. The coding region runs from base 1 to 2544 and encodes 847 amino acids. Gene Ontology annotation, molecular function: protein binding.
AUGAGGAGCUCAGCCAUAUGGCUUCUCCUGCUUCCGCAGGCCGUUCACGUUCUGGGAACAAACGCGCAAUAUUACAAAAACAAUCAUGGGGACAAUCCGCUCAGGAAAGAACCGGGGAACCAUGGGCUUGGUCCCAAGACCGCCAUUGAGACAGAGCAUGCCGCCCACACAGCGGCUCGGCAGGCAGGAGCCGAACUCGUCGAUGCCGCACUGUCCCAGCUGAACAAGGCAUCGCGAUCAUCGCAACACCGAAGACAACAGUCACCCGGCAUCUUUGGAACCGUCGUCCGAUACCUCCUGAACGCUAUCCCGACCAGACCCGCGACAGCCCCCUCGCAGGAGCAACAGCACCUAAAGUCCACUGCAGCCGGUCCCAUCGCCAAGGCUGUCGGUUUGCUGGAAAAGGCCGCGCAACAGAAUAAUUCCGACGCCCUAUAUCUGCUGGCAGAAUUGAAUUUCUUUGGAAACCACAGCCAUACCAGAGACCUCCACGCCGCCUAUAAUUAUUACAACCACCUGGCUAGCUCUCAUGGUAACAUGACCGCGCAGUACAUGCUAGGGCUGUUUCACUCGACGGGACUCGGCGACGUGGUCCCGCGAGACCAGGCCAGGGCCUUGCUUUACUACACAUUUGCAGCUCUUCGCGGCGACGUUCGAGCCGCCAUGGCUACCGCUUUCAGACAUCACAUGGGCAUAGGAGCGUCCAAGAACUGCGAAGUGGCGGUGAAGUAUUACAAGAGCGUGGCCGACAAAGCCAUUCAAUGGCACCGGACCGGUCCUCCCGGCGGCGUGACCUGGAUAUAUCAAGGGUGGCGAAUUGCAGACGACGACGGCGGUGUCUACGGCGAGGGCGCUAGUGCAGCGAGUUCAGGGCUCAACGCUCGUAAGGUGAGCGUACACUCUGAUGCCAACGCUGCUAUUAGCGACGUUAUCGAGUACCUCGACCUCAUGGCGCAAAAAGGCGAUAUCAAGGCGUCUCUGAACCUGGGAAGGAUAUUCUACGACGGACAGAGGGGCCUCGCACACGAUUAUGGUCUCGCAAAGAAAUAUUUCUUUUCGGUUGUCUCUAGAUACUGGAAAAGGGACGGCACGCUCGUGGAUAAUUUCAAGCCGGGCACGGACAAAAUCGCCGCCAAAGCAGCUGGCUUCGUUGGUCGCAUGUAUCUACGAGGAGAAGGUCUGCCACAAAACUUCGACCGAGCCAAGGUAUGGUUUGAGCGGGGAGCCAAGCUAAACGACCCCCAGUCGCAGUAUGGAAUGGGCCUGAUGUUACUGCGCGGCCUAGGCGUGGAGGAGAACGUCAAGCGGGCUUCGGAACUUUUCCAACUUGCGGCAGCGGCAGAUUACGCCCCAGCCCAGGUUGAGACGGGACGACUGUAUCUCGAUCAGGGUGAAGCCGAGGACCUGCGAGUGGCGAGCAACUUUUUCGAACUUGCGACCCGAUACGGAAAUAUCGAAGCCCAUUACUAUCUGGCGGAGAUGAUAUAUCAUGGCGUGGGGCGCGAGAGGACGUGCCCCAUGGCUUUGGGCUAUUACAAAAAUGUCGCGGAAAAGGCGGAGCCCCUGGUCUCAUCGUGGGCGGACGCGAAUGACGCCUACGAUGCUGGAGACUAUGAGGUGGCCUUUCUUGAGUAUUUAAUGGCGGCUGAACAAGGCUACGAAAGAGCACAGAACAACGUGGCAUACAUGCUGGACAUGGCCGAGGCCAAAAAAAGGUCGUCGUGGCUGGGCAGGUCAAAGACCAAAGGAACUCUCCUCAACAACCCAAGUCUAGGCCCCAUCUACUGGACUCGGUCGUCUAGACAGGCCAAUGUCGACUCGUUGGUCAAGAUGGGCGACUAUUAUUUCUACGGCAUUGGCACCAAGGCUGAUGUCAGCAAGGCCUUGCAGUGCUAUACCGGAGCGUCGGAGCACUCGCAGAGCGCCCAGGCCUUGUUCAACCUCGGAUGGAUGCACGAGAACGGCAUUGGCCUUGAGCAAGAUUUCCACUUGGCAAAAAGAUUCUAUGACCAGGCGCUGGAGGUGAAUGAGGAGGCUUACCUCCCUGUCACUCUGAGUCUUCUUAAGCUUCGGGCUCGCAGUGCCUGGAACACGAUUACGCAUGGCGACGUCCACUCCAUCCAGGACGAGCCCAGUAAAAGAAAGGACUGGUCGCUGGCAGAGUGGAUUGCCAACUUUAUGAAAGAUGACCGGUAUUACGACGACGAAGCACUGUACGACGACUAUGUGGAUGAUGAUACUCUGGAUGUCGGAGGUGAUGACUACCUGGACGCAGGCGGGAUUGUAGAAAGUAUCCUCAUCAUCGGUAUCACAUUUUCCUUGGUAUUGCUUCUGUGGUAUCGGCAGAGGAUGCAGCAAGCUUACGCACAAGCUGAGGAGGCGAGGCGGCAGGGUCAAGCCCAGGGGCAGGGGCAGGGGCAAGGCCAGGGCCAGGGUCAAGGCCAACAGCCGCAGCAGCAACAGCCGAUUCCAGGAGCCGCUGAGAAUCCUGCGAACCCAUUUGAUGGGUUCGGCGGUUGGGCCGCCGGAGGGAUGGGUUUAUAA